This is a messenger RNA of Protopterus annectens (West African lungfish), 1167 nucleotides long. RefSeq names its product mucosal pentraxin-like. The record is from RefSeq and is a predicted model, not a curated record. NCBI's taxonomy places the organism in Eukaryota, Metazoa, Chordata, Ceratodontiformes, Protopteridae. The transcript has 4 exons. Bases 210 to 902 code for a protein of 230 amino acids.
CUACAAUCAGGAGAGGCUGGUGGUGUAUUCUGUACAGAGAAUCUGUGACACGUUGCACACAAAAAGCAAGUAUUCACGUUUGUAUCUCAAUUCAAGUGCCGAAAGAAAAGGUAAAUGUUUGGUGACCAUCUUUAAGAUUAUUUGAAGCCCUGCAAGUAUUUGCUGGGUAUUUUUCCUGUUUACAUUCCCUGCACUACCUUCCAUAAGACAUGCAUCUGAGAUCAGUUCUUCUAGUUUUUGGCAGCGCCCUUCUAAUGGAGGUGUCUGAUGGAAUCAUCAACAGUGCAAAGUUAGACAGUUCAAAUUCCUAUAUGAUAUUUCCACAAGAACCUGGAACUGCUUAUGUGAAAGUAACACCGAUAAAAGAUACAAAUUUCACGGCUUUGACGCUGUGUGUUAGAGCUUUAACAGAUCUCUGGAAAAAUUACUCUAUUUUCUCUUACUCAACAUCCAGUGGAAAAAAUGAUUUGCUUCUUGUCAGAAAAUCAGUAGGAGAAUAUCAAGUUCAUAUAGGAGGCAAUGCUGUCACUUUUGAUGCCUUAGAUGGUCUGCAAAUUUGGAACUAUGUUUGCAUUACAUGGGAUUCAAGCACAGGACUAGUAGGAUUAUGGGUAAAUGGGAGGAGGUUAGUCAGGAAAGUUUUAUCAAAAGGGUACACCAUACAACCUGGAGGUGUAACAAUUCUGGGGAAGGAGCAGGACAAACUUGAAGGUGGCACUGAUAAUGUUCAGUCAUAUGUAGGAGAAUUAAACUGUGUGAAUCAAUGGGAUUAUGUUUUGCCUCCUUUCAAAAUCCGUGAUUCAAAAUAUGGAGGUUGCGAACUUUCUGGUAAUGUGAUUGGCUGGGGCACACUAAAUUAUGUUGCUGUGGGUUAUGUUGUGGUAGUGAAAAAUGAAGAUUAGUGCAAGAACUAGAAAUGCUAAUAUCAUAAAUAAAACAAAAUAGUACAGUCACUCUAAAAAAUUAUUUUGUGAGUAUUCAUUUAAAUAUUUAGCAAGGAACAUAUUAUGUGCUUGUAUCCUUUGCAAGACAUUUUAAUCUCUGUAUUUGAAACUGAUAAUAGUCGAUACAUUUUUUUUUUGCAAAAGAGAAUCAUUCUUCCAGGCCUGUAAUGGAUUGAAAAUCUUCCACACAGGGAAGUUUCUUAACACUGUUUUGUAAUUUCUA